CGGGCUCCGAGCGCUCCCGCCGGCCAUGACCGGCGAGAAGCUCCGCUCGCUGCGCAGGGACCACAAGCCCAGCAAGGAGGACGGGGACCUGCUGGCGGCCGGCGAGGACGAGGCGGCCGCGGCGCCCGGCGGCGCCUUCACGGGCGGGAAGGGCGGGCGGGCCGGGGGGCACCGCGGGCCCGGCGCGCACCGGCACCGCCCGCCGGCCCGGGCCGCCCCCGCCGGGCCCGAGCGCGGCCCCUUCCCCGUGCACGAGUGCGUGUUCAAGGGGGACGUGCGGCGGCUCUCGGCGCUCAUCCGCACCCAGGGCAUCGCCCAGAAGGACAGUCACGGAAACACUCCUUUACAUCUUGCUGUGAUGUUGGGACAUAAAGAAUGUGCCCACCUGCUUUUAGCCCAUAAUGCUCCAGUAAAGGUGAAAAACGCUCAGGGAUGGAGCCCUCUGGCCGAAGCCAUCAGCUAUGGAGACAGACAGAUGAUUUCAGCACUCCUGAGGAAGCUCAAGCAGCAGUCCAGGGAAAGUGUUGAAGAGAAGCGACCUCGAUUAUUAAAAGCCCUGAAAGAGCUAGGUGACUUCUAUCUAGAGCUUCACUGGGAUUUUCAAAGUUGGGUGCCUUUACUUUCCCGAAUUCUGCCUUCAGAUGCAUGUAAAAUACACAAACAAGGUAUAAAUAUCAGGCUGGACACAACUCUGAUAGACUUUACUGACAUGAAGUGCCAACGAGGGGAUUUAAGCUUCAUUUUUAACGGUGACGCCGCACCCUCCGAAUCUUUUGUAGUUUUAGACAAUGAGCAAAAAGUUUACCAGCGAAUACACCACGAGGAAUCUGAGAUGGAGACAGAAGAGGAGGUUGACAUUUUGAUGAGCAGUGAUAUUUACUCUGCCACCUUAUCCACCAAAUCCAUCACGUUCACACGGGCCCAGACGGGGUGGCUCUUCAGGGAGGACAAAACUGAAAGAGUAGGAAACUUCCUGGCAGAUUUCUACUUGGUGAAUGGACUUGUGUUGGAAUCCAGGAAAAGAAGGGAACAUCUCAGUGAGGAGGACAUCCUUCGGAAUAAAGCGAUCAUGGAGAGCCUGAGCAAAGGGGGAAACCUGAUGGAGCAGAAUUUCGAGCCCGUGCGCCGGCAGUCGCUGACGCCGCCGUCCCCCAACACCAUCUCCUGGGAGGAGUACAUCUCUGCAGAGAGUGGCAAAGCUCCUCACCUGGGCAGGGAGCUGGUCUGCAAGGAGAGCAAGAAAACCUUCAAAGCCACAAUAGCAAUGAGCCAGGAAUUCCCCUUAGGAAUUGAAUCGUUGUUGAAUGUCUUAGAAGUCAUUGCACCCUUCAAGCACUUUAACAAACUUAGAGAAUUUGUUCAAAUGAAGCUUCCACCAGGCUUUCCUGUCAAAUUAGACAUCCCGGUGUUCCCCACCAUCACGGCCACUGUGACCUUCCAGGAGUUCCGUUACGACGAGUUCCACGACUCCAUCUUCACCAUUCCCGACGACUACAAGGAGGAUCCCAGCCGCUUCCCGGACCUCUGAGGGGCUGGGAGCUCCAGGGACGGCCAGCCCGGCGUCCCAGGGCCAGGGAACGGCUGCACCCACAGCGGAGCAGAGCCGUGGGCACAGCAAGGAUGGACCCGUGAGCCC
This is a messenger RNA of Lonchura striata (white-rumped munia), 1636 nucleotides long. It is a transcript of the gene ANKRD13C, whose product is annotated as ankyrin repeat domain 13C. Gene Ontology annotation, cellular component: cytoplasm. Lineage: Eukaryota; Metazoa; Chordata; Aves; Passeriformes; Estrildidae. Gene Ontology annotation, molecular function: signaling receptor binding. The record is from RefSeq and is a predicted model, not a curated record. Gene Ontology annotation, biological process: protein retention in ER lumen.